Folsomia candida is the source of this 522-nucleotide messenger RNA. Its product is annotated as speckle-type POZ protein. The record is from RefSeq and is a predicted model, not a curated record. The coding region runs from base 1 to 522 and encodes 173 amino acids. The transcript is spliced from 3 exons. Gene Ontology annotation, molecular function: protein binding. NCBI's taxonomy places the organism in Eukaryota, Metazoa, Arthropoda, Collembola, Entomobryomorpha, Isotomidae.
AUGAAUCAAAGCUCCCAGCGCUACAAGGAGAUCGCCCUGGCCAUGCUGGAAAGCGGGGAGUGGUCUGAUGUGACCUUCAUGACGCGGGAUGGUCAGCGUGUCGUGGCGCACAGGCUGAUCCUCUCCAUGCACAGCGCCGUCUUUGCAGCCAUGUUCGCCGCCGAGAUGAAGGAGAAGACGGACGGCGUUGUGAACUUGGUCGACAUGGGGGGCGACGCGCUCAAAAUCUUGUUAAAGUUCGUCUACACGGACGAAAUGGAUGAAAAAUGGGGCCAGUUUUACGGCGAGAUUGUCAACGCAGCUGAUAAGUAUCAACUCACAUCCUUGACCAAUAUUUGUGAUAAGCUUCUUCCGACACUCGUCUCAUGGGAAAAUUGCACAGAGCUGUUGAAACUUGCCGAAUUGCACGGGAUGCCCGGUGCGAAGGGAGAGAUUGAAGAAUUUAUGAAAAGUGACCCGGGAAAAUUGCUUCAGUUGUACGUGUCAUCCAGCCAUUUAAUUGUUGACAACGAUAUGCCUUAA